GCUCAGUUCCUCCCAUCAUCUCUGACAGAUAGAUAGCAGGAAAAGAAAGUAUCAGCACCUUCCCUCAGCUACCACUUAAGAUACACACACGCGUACACACACUGGCGACCAGACAAAAUGAUCUCGCUGCCACUGGCAUGGACACUGUGGAUAGUAUCGCUGUGGACAGCAGGUGCAAGCCAGAUCGUGGGACAAGAACCCGUCAAAGUUCUUUAUCCUAAGAUCUCCGCUUCAGAGACUAUUGAGUGUGACUGCGCUGACAUCUCCUGUGACUCUGUCUAUUGGUUCCGUAUUACUGCUAGCAACAGCGCAGUACAGUUCAUAGGCAAAUACAACAACGCUGAUCGUUCUAACUAUGGAACUGGUGUGGAAGAGUCACAGUUUAAAUUCAGCAAAAGAAGUGGUUCGUGUUUUGUGCUGCGCAUUGUCAGUGUGACACAAGAGGACACAGGGAUUUAUUCCUGUGUCCUAAAGGACAAGACCAAUAAAGAAGUGUGGAAGCCUGGGAGUCUUCUUCUGCCAGGAGUGACCCCUCCAACAUUACCUCCACCAACAAAACGCAAACCACCAGUCAAAUCACUCUGUCGCUGCCCUAAGAAGAAACCUCCACAGGGUGGUUGCGGCUCUGUGGUGUUGUGGCCAUUGGUUGGACUUGCUGCGGGCCUGGCUCUAGCUAUCAUCUGCACACUGUACUACUUCAGCCGGCUACCCAAAAAAUGCCGCCAUCACUUUGAGAAGAAGAGAAAGAGACAGAUGCCAUAAAGCACUGCAUCUACAGCUUAUAUGAGACUGAAAUGGUUGAAGUGCUUCACUUAAGUUGACGUCCAGCGGAGCAUGAAGGACAUGAUUCACCCUGAAAAUCGACAACACCAGCAGCCAUGUAAUAUAUUGUGAUAUAGUGAUUUAUUUUUGUUACAUAUUUUAGGGCAGAGCUCUACCAAGUUUUGAUUCCACCCGUGCAUUGACUUUUCAUCCUUGAUAUCAAUAUGCAGGUCACAUCAUCACACCAUCCAAGGUGUGUUUUCAAUUCAGCGGGUUUGUGAUCGGUAGCUUUGUUUCUUUGUAAUAUUUUUAUUAUUAAAAAUCAGGACAAAACACAGCAGCACUUUUGUGAUACAAAUGUGUUGUGUACCUUAACACAGAAACCUAAUCUGUUUAUUUACAUGCAAAAAAAAAAAAAAACCCAGCUGAAUAGAUAUGCAGUAUUUUGCUCACUUGCUUUUUGCUGUCUUCGG
Messenger RNA from Toxotes jaculatrix (banded archerfish), 1235 nucleotides. It is a transcript of the gene cd8b, whose product is annotated as cd8 beta. Gene Ontology annotation, cellular component: cell surface. NCBI's taxonomy places the organism in Eukaryota, Metazoa, Chordata, Actinopteri, Toxotidae. Gene Ontology annotation, molecular function: coreceptor activity; MHC class I protein binding. The record is from RefSeq and is a predicted model, not a curated record. Gene Ontology annotation, biological process: regulation of immune response. Bases 118 to 762 code for a protein of 214 amino acids. The transcript is spliced from 7 exons.